UUGAAUUUAUAUAUGAAUUUACUUAGUAGUCAAUGAGCACAAAGUCAUUAGGUCGUUGAUAAUUAAAAAUAAUAAGAUAAUAGUUUAAAAUAUUGAGCUAAUGGCAGCGCGUUUGAUAACGUUUGAUAUGAUGUUGAUAUUAAUUGUAAUGAUAAUUAUAAUUUGACUUCUAAAGAUAACUUUGUUUUUUUAGUGAUAAAAAAUUGUUUUUGUAAUUAAAAUUAUGAUUUACAGAUAAUAUUUUAACAGACGGCGAAUGUUUUUUAUUUUAUUGCUACUUAAAAUGUCUAGAUGUCUGAAUGCUAGUUAAGUCUAGACGGUCUAGUUGAUGGUUCUGGGGAUCUGGGGUUAUUUUUUUUAUUGUGACAGGUGGUGAGUUAAUUUAACGUCGACAAAAAGGAUCAAAAUAAAUAAUCGACGCGGAACGAAAGACUGAAAUAGAGAGGAUUGAACAAGACAUCUAUUGUUUCCCAAUACAAUAAUAAUAUUUAAUAAUAAUAAUUAUAAUAAUACUGAAGCAAAAAUGGAAUCAGCUGGUACGCAGGGUAAAAAACAAAUUCGCGUGGGAUUUUAUGACAUCGAGGGUACGAUUGGUAAAGGAAACUUUGCAGUUGUCAAAUUGGCUCGGCAUCGUAUUACCAAAACGGAGGUUGCCAUUAAAAUAAUCGAUAAAACAAAAUUGGACUCGACAAACUUGGAAAAAGUGUACCGCGAAGUUGAAAUAAUGAAACAACUUGAGCACCCGCAUAUCGUUAAGUUAUACCAAGUUAUGGAAACAAAGAACAUGAUUUAUAUGGUGUGUGAGUACGCGAGUAAAGGCGAAAUAUUUGAUUAUAUUGCACGUUAUGGUAGAAUGGGCGAGUCUCGUGCACGUGCAACAUUUGCACAAAUUUUAUCAGCCGUCGAGUACUGUCACAAUACCGGUGUAGCUCAUCGUGAUUUAAAGGCCGAAAAUUUAUUGCUCGAUGAUCACAUGAACGUUAAAAUAGCAGACUUUGGGUUCAGUAAUCGAUUUGUACCCGGGGAAAGAUUGAGCACUUGGUGCGGCAGUCCGCCUUACGCUGCACCGGAAGUUUUUCGGGGCAAGCAUUAUGCUGGACCUGAGAUAGAUGUAUGGAGCUUAGGAGUUGUCUUGUACGUUUUGGUAUGCGGGGCUUUACCUUUUGACGGAUCUACUCUUCAGUCGCUGCGUGACCGUGUCCUGAGUGGUAGAUUUAGAAUUCCAUAUUUUAUGAGCAAUGAUUGCGAAAACUUAAUACGUAAGAUGUUAGUAUUAGAGCCAACAAAACGAUACACAAUUCCACAAAUAAAAAGGCAUCGUUGGCUUAUUGGUACUGCCGAUUCCGUUUGUCCAAUAAUUACGACGAUACCAUCAGCUCUACAAGAGCCCAACGAACAAAUAUUAAGAGUUAUGCAAAGUUUAGGAGUAGAGAUCCCUCGUAUCAAAGAUUCAUUGAAGAACAACAGCUACGAUCAUUCCGCUGCAAUAUAUUUUUUGCUGCUUGAAAGACUGAAGCAACACCAAAGAGACAACAUGACAACAAAUAACAGUAGCAGCGCGUGGACUGCAUCACGGGCUAGAGACGACAAGUUUAAGUCAAGAGCAAGAGAUGACGGGAGAAGUGGGAAAAGAUUCAGCUCAACGAGCUCAUCAACCGACGAAGGAUGUUGCAGCGCCGAGGGCGAUCUCGAAGAGGGUCCGAGUGGGGAUGAGCUUCGUGACGCACAAAUAAAACUCCAGGAGCAUAGACUGGGAUUAGAUCAAGACAUAAGCCAGCGAAUUGACAGCCAGAUAGUUAACCGCCGGCUAAGUGAUUAUCAGCAUCAUCACUUUGAUAACAUCCUUGAUCCCAUCGACCCUCCGUGCCGCACUACUAUCUUCGGCCCUGGAUGUGGCGGCAGCUCAUCCUCGGAUCUAUUCGAGUCAAGUUUCGAUUCCGGUUGCCCGUCUGACUUAACAAUUACCGGAUUUACAAGCAGUCUACCGUCGUGUACCCCACCUCCGCCCAAAAGUCCGUCACCGAUUGCCGCCAGGUUGUCAAGAACAGGACAAGGAAGGCGAGCAUCUGAUGGUGGACCUAGACUACUCUUUGGACAACAAAAUAAUUCUGCCGAACGACCUACCAAACAACGCAGCAUUCAAGAUUCAGGAAAAGCACGUGGGCAUUUAGAUCUGGUUCAUCUGCGCCCAAGCUCGACAUCACCAAGCCAGCAACCGUUUAAAAUACGCGCGGACUCUAGUAUGCAUCUCCAGUUGAUGGUGCAGCAGAGAAUGUUGCAGCAAAAAAGAAAUAUGUAUCACAGGCACCGUGGUGGUGUCAGUCCUACUCCACUGUCUAAUGUCGGUGACAGUGCAGUGUCUUCAGCCUCGUCAUCCUCAUUGUCAAGGCGCAAUAUCGCUGGCGAUCAUGUACCCAGACAGGACAGCUACAAAUUGGCGCAACGGAAACAAAUAUUGCCACCGCUGUCACAAGUUCAGGACGACAAUGACACUGAUGAAUUUGAACGCGAACGCGAGCGUGAAGAAGAACGAUGGAAAAGUUUGCCAUCGAGACUCGCAACUGACUGCCAAUUGGCUGAACGUACGAUGCUUUGGAGUCAACAGGUUGGUUUAAGUGGAGGUGCCUCGUAUCUACCUCCAGGAAGCAUCGGAGCAGGUUUCCUCUGGCCGGUUGGAGCCAACCCACAUGCGACGAUAUUCGAAAAUACCGGCGACCCAAUGGAGUAAAUUAUUAAUUUACGAUAUUAGAAUUACAGUACCGUCUCUUAUUACAUUGAGGCAAGAAGAAUUUUCAACACCGACAUAAUUACAAAUAAACCAUCCAUUUUAUUAAGUACGCUGUAAAAAAUUAAAGUGAUUACGGAUUUUAUUUAAAUCUGAAUUCUGACUCGGAGUAAAAAUAUUCAAAUAAACUCGCUUUAGUAAUAAAUUUUACUCCGAACCAGAGUUUUAACACUAAAAGAAACUUUUUUUAGGAGUAAAUUUUACUCCAAGAGGAUUAAAAAAAGUCAUCUACUUCGCAGUAACUCUGGUUCAGGGUUUAAAUUUUAAAAUAAACUUCUAGGAGGAAAUUUUACUCCGAACCAGAGUUUCAAUAUUAAAAUAAACUCCCCUUCGGAGUAAAUUUUGUUCCAAGGAAAUAAAAUAAAAAGUCAUCCGCUCCACGUUCACUGAAAAUUUUUUACAGUGUAAAUUGUCAAGAUUGUUUAGUUUGUUUUACUGGAUUAUUAAUAUCUUGUCUUUAUCCGAGAGUACGAGUAGGAAAAUUUAUUUAUAAACAAUAAUAAUAAUAAUAAAACGAUGUUCGAUUGCUAUAAAUAUCAUCCCCUGUCUUAUCAUAAUAAAAGAUAAAAAAAGAAAAAUCGACUGAGGAAUUCAAAUCAUCGCAUGU
Microplitis demolitor is the source of this 3392-nucleotide messenger RNA. Its product is annotated as probable serine/threonine-protein kinase MARK-C. NCBI's taxonomy places the organism in Eukaryota, Metazoa, Arthropoda, Insecta, Hymenoptera, Braconidae. Gene Ontology annotation, biological process: protein phosphorylation; intracellular signal transduction; microtubule cytoskeleton organization. The record is from RefSeq and is a predicted model, not a curated record. Gene Ontology annotation, cellular component: cytoplasm. Bases 524 to 2728 code for a protein of 734 amino acids. Gene Ontology annotation, molecular function: ATP binding; protein serine/threonine kinase activity; tau-protein kinase activity. The transcript has 9 exons.